AUGUCUCCGUCCGACAUACCCCACUCCGGCUUACGGAAAGGAACGAAAAGCUGCACCGAGUGCAGACGACGGAAAGUUCGCUGCAUUAGGAUUCCUCGAGAAGCAGAUACAUGUCAACAAUGUGAGGAUCGAGAGGUGGUCUGUACUGCACAGGUGUCGAAAAGGACGCGAUCAUCCCAACCCUCGCGACUCCCGUCACGACGUCGCAUCGCUCAGCUCGAAUCGCAGGUCGCGCAGUUAACAGGAGUUGUGAACAACAUCGAACACAAGCUUGGAUAUAAGCCAUCUCAGAUCCCUAGCGGUAAAGAUGACCAAUUCUCGGGCCCCGACGACUCGGAAGGCGAAAGUAGUGGGUCGGAUAUUCCCAUGACUGAAAAACCAUCACACCUGCAAUCGCUAUUCCAGAACCACUGGCUGAGUGCUGAUCCAUGUCAGCAUGAACAGCAGGCGCAGCAACGUAUGGAUAAAUUGUUUGCACAACUGUCGAUUGAUGUGCGACCAAAACUCCAAAAUAUGAUCCCACUAAAGGAGGAAGUAGCGGAUAUUGCAGGAUCCGCCUACGAUUGGCUGACUGCACUUCAUGCACUAUUCCCACAACCCCUGAUGCUGAAGUCUCCACGAGAAUUACUAGAUAGCUACGAGUCAAUGUGUAGUCCCCACAUAGACGUUAUCCUGCUAGCCUCUUGGCUCCUUACACUUGCACUUACCGCACAGCAAAUCCAUACCGGACGGGAAGAUUCCAACGUCUAUUUGAGAAAGUGCCAGAGGAGGUUUGAGUUUUGCCAGUCGAUUAUACACAUAGUGGAUGAUACACUACUCUGCCAUGAUCGAUUGGUGGGAACCAUCCAAGGGCUUGGGAUGGCUCUACAUUUCAUUAGACUGCAAGUAGGCCAAGGAAACUUUCAAAAGGCCUGGAUUAAAUUACGCCACAUCAUUGCGAUUGCAGAAUUGAUGGGCUUACCUAAAAUAUUCCAAGCCGUGCGCUUCAACCAACACACCGGCGCGGACGACACGUCACUUCACAAAGUGCAGCUGUGGCAAGCAAUCUGUAAUAUAGAACGGCUAAAUGGCAUGGUUCUAAAUCUCCCCCCGGGGACCGCACGGUAUCAAUUGACCACGGCUUCUCCACUUAAUGUUGAUGGCAGUAUCCACGUCACAACUUAUCUCACCAGGCUUUUGAACAUUUCUGUCAAGGUUUAUGAUCUGGACGAAGUCAGCUCUACACAUGAAUCUAGUAUGAAAACGCAAAUGGCCGCUCUGGAGAUGGCUCAGGCCCUUGGGGAGCUCGCCAGCCAAGCGCCAGAUACAUGGUGGGUAGGCGAAGAACGAGAUCACAUAACACCAGACGAUGUUGUACAGUUUUUACAUUGCUGUGUCCUCAUGAGAGUCUAUCUACCGGUUGUGCUGAAGCAGAGCCUUGGAGAUGAGCUCAUGUACGCUCGGCUACCGUGCAUAGAUGCUUGUGAAUCAGUGGCACGCCGGUUUCUAACGCUCCGGAGAAAGCUUCCCGCGGGUUUGUUCAUGUCUCGAAUAUUGGAUCUACAGGCCCUUACAUCAGCGUCCGUACUCCUUCUCCUUUCCCACCACGUCCGCUCGACAGACCGUCAUAGCCUCCGGGUCGAUACAAGGCACCUCCAUGCAGUAGUCUCGGAGAUCAUCACUUUGCUUGGCGAAAGGGCGAGGGACCCGACCAAUUCCGAACUUGCAGUUGAGGCAUACAAUACCCUUCGCGCGUUAGACCAGCUCCUUCACCAAGACGGCCGAGCUGGGGAGGCUGAACGAUUAACAGUUACAGUCCCGUUACUGGGGAAGAUACAUGUCCGACGUAACGCCCGCUUGGCUCCGCAACCCCGGGUAACUAUCCAGUCGUCGUCUCAGCUAGAGCCAAAUGUAACUAUUCCAAGGUGGAUUUCUGCAUCACAUCCACUGCAGGGUCGACCCAGCCUCGGCACGAACGUAGCUGCAAACGAAGCUGAUUCAGCUCCGGACAAAUGGCGAUUGACUGACCUUUCCUGGUCAGUUGAAGGCAGCCUUGAUAACCUACUGGAAGAUGUUUUCUUGAACGAGAGUAUUGGGCAAUACGUAAACAUUUGA
Aspergillus bombycis is the source of this 2094-nucleotide messenger RNA. Its product is annotated as transcription factor domain-containing protein. Gene Ontology annotation, molecular function: zinc ion binding; DNA-binding transcription factor activity, RNA polymerase II-specific. Gene Ontology annotation, biological process: regulation of DNA-templated transcription. Lineage: Eukaryota; Fungi; Ascomycota; Eurotiomycetes; Eurotiales; Aspergillaceae. The record is from RefSeq and is a predicted model, not a curated record. Bases 1 to 2094 code for a protein of 697 amino acids. The transcript is spliced from 3 exons.